Girardinichthys multiradiatus is the source of this 7242-nucleotide messenger RNA. It is a transcript of the gene plch1, whose product is annotated as phospholipase C, eta 1. Gene Ontology annotation, biological process: lipid metabolic process; phosphatidylinositol-mediated signaling. Bases 498 to 6158 code for a protein of 1886 amino acids. The record is from RefSeq and is a predicted model, not a curated record. Gene Ontology annotation, molecular function: phosphatidylinositol-4,5-bisphosphate phospholipase C activity; calcium ion binding. NCBI's taxonomy places the organism in Eukaryota, Metazoa, Chordata, Actinopteri, Cyprinodontiformes, Goodeidae. The transcript has 24 exons.
CCUUUCUCACUCUCUUCACGCCAGUCCUGCGCUGUUGCUUAUUAACAUAUCUUGUUCGUCUCGUCGAGCGUGUGAUAAAUCGGCUUAGUGUUUUUCCGCCGUGUUGUUGCGCCUCUUGAGAGGAGAAGAUGUGCUGCGCUCAGACCGGGCGAUAAGGAUGAACGAGGUUUAAGGGGCGCCUGUAAGACGGGGGCAAGAAAAGUGACAAUCUGUCCUCAUGGCGCGCUUCUUUUGAAGCAUCUCAUCAUCAUUGAUGUAUUGGCAUUUUUGACGGCACGAUGGCAUUUUAUCGCUGCCACAAGUAGGGAAUAAUAAUUCAAAAAAAAGAUGCCCAAAGCGCAUGGAGGAACAACUCCAGAUCUAAAUGGCGGAGCUUGAAGUUUGCAGAAAUCUGAGUUUAGAGAAGGAUCCUCGAGGUAGCUGUAGGGCACAAACUGCAAGCAGACACCAGGAGGGAAACACGCUGCCAUCUGUUCAGAUCAUCUUUCUCCUUUUUAAUGGAGAGAUGCAUGAGUGUGAUGCAGUCCGGGACACAGAUGGUGAAGCUGAAGGCGGGAUCCAAAGGACUGGUUCGACUCUUCUACCUGGAUGAGCAUCGCUCCUGCAUCCGCUGGAAGCCUUCACGCAAGAGUGAGAAAGCCAAGAUCACCAUAGAUUCCCUUUACAAGGUGACUGAGGGUGGUCAGUCAGAUAUCUUCCAACGGCAUGCAGAUGGCAGCUUCAAUCAGGCCUGUUGCUUUACGGUUUACCAUGGAAACCACAUGGAGUCCCUCGACCUGGUUACAUCGAACGCAGAGGAGGCCAGAACCUGGAUCACCGGCCUCGGCUACCUGAUGGCCGGGAUUAGUGAUGAGGACUCGUUGGCCAAGCGACAACGCACGCAUGACCAGUGGAUGAAGCAGACGUUUGAGGAAGCCGAUAAAAAUGGAGAUGGCCUACUGAACAUUGAUGAAAUCUACCAACUUCUUCACAAGCUGAAUGUUAAUUUGCCACGCAGGAAGAUAAAGCAAAUGUUUCAGGAGGCAGACACCGAUGAUCACCAGGGGACACUGACAUAUGAGGAGUUCUCCGUCUUCUACAAGAUGAUGUCUCUGAGACGGGACCUGUUCCUGCUUAUGAUGGCGUACAGUGACAGGAAGGACCAUCUGACUGCAGAAGAGCUUACCAACUUCCUGCGCAAUGAGCAGAAGAUGACCAACAUGACUUCAGAGUAUGUUGCCGAAAUAACUGAAAAGUUCGAGGUGUCUGAUGAAAACAAACAAAGAGGCAUUUUGGGGAUAGAAGGUUUUACAAGUUUUAUGCGCAGUCCAACCUGUGACAUUUUCAACCCUUUGCAUCAUGAAGUGAACCAGGACAUGGAGCAGCCUCUGUGUAACUACUUCGUUGCCUCCUCUCAUAACACAUACCUGACCGGAGACCAGCUCCUCUCCCACUCCAAGACGGAUAUGUACGCCUGGGUGCUGCAAUCUGGCUGCCGCUGUGUUGAAGUUGAUUGUUGGGAUGGAGCUGAUGGAGAGCCGAUGGUGCAACAUGGAUACACCCUCACAUCCAAAAUAACAUUCAAGUCUGUCAUAGAGACCAUCAACAAAUAUGCCUUCAUAAAUAACCAAUAUCCAGUGAUUCUGUCCAUCGAGAACCACUGUAGCAUCCAGCAGCAGAAAAAGAUUGCACAGUACUUGCGGGAAAUCUUCGGAGACAAACUAGACGUGGGAGAUGUGCUGAGCAGAGACUUCAAAACAUUACCCAGUCCACAUAGCCUGCAAGGGAAGAUCCUCAUCAAAGGAAAGCGCCUGCCCGCCUAUCUGUCUGCGGAUGCUGAAGAGGGGGAGGUGUCUGACGAUGACAGCGCUGAUGAGAUUGAAGAAGACUUCAAACUCAAAAGCAGUAAUGGCAAUGGCCAUCACCAAGUGGAGUCUCACAUCAGAAAGAAACUAGAUUGUCUCCUCAAGGAGUCUCGAAUUGUAGACAAGGAGGACACCGACAGCUUCAGCAUCCGAGCUCUUCUUAGAGCAACACACCAGGGCCUUCAGAAGAACCUACGGCAGAGCUCCAAAGGGGUUCUGAAGAAAUCCCAAAGCAGGUCCCUUAUCACAACACUCAAACAGAAGAGGCACUCCAAAUCAAGGCUGGCAUGUCAAAGCAUGGAGAAAGAGGAAGAUGUUCAGGAAAAAUCUGGGAGAGAGGCUGGAGGACAGUUCAACAGGGGUGGAAGGAAGAGGAAGACAAUAAAACUAAGUAGAGAUCUGUCAAACCUGGUGAUCUUUACCAAUUCGGUUGCCUCACAGGAGUGCUUAAAUGAAGGGAGUCCAGGUGACGUUUUGUCGUUCAGCGAGACCAGAGCGCAAUCGCUGGUCAACCACAGGACUGAGCAGUUCCUGGCUUUCAACCAGAGACAGCUGUCAAGGAUUUAUCCCUCAGCCUAUCGUAUCGACUCAUCUAAUUUUAACCCGCAGUUCUACUGGAACGUUGGUUGUCAGUUGGUUGCACUGAACUAUCAGACAGAUGGGCGGAUGAUGCAGCUCAACAGAUCCAAGUUCAUGGUGAAUGGAGGUAUUGGCUACGUCCUCAAGCCCCCUCCCAUGUGUAAAGGCUCUUUCAACCCAUUCAGCGAUGACCCACUUCCAGCUUACCCCAAGAAGCAGCUCAUACUCAAGAUCAUUAGUGGACAGCAGCUGCCCAAACCACCGGACUCCAUGCUGGGGGACCGUGGAGAGAUUAUUGAUCCAUUCGUUGAAGUGGAGAUCAUUGGUUUGCCCGUUGACUGCUGCAAGGAACAGACGAGAGUUGUUGAUGAUAAUGGUUUUAAUCCAGUGUGGGAGGAGACUCUGUCCUUCACACUUCACAUGGCUGAGCUGGCACUUGUACGUUUCCUUGUCUGGGACCAUGACCCAAUCGGACGAGACUUUAUUGGUCAACGGACUGUUGCCUUUAGCAGCCUGAUGCCUGGUUACAGACAUGUUUACCUGGAGGGACUGACAGAGGCUUCCAUCUUUGUGCAUGUGUCAGUGCAUGAUGUCUAUGGGAAGUGGAGCCCUCUUGUCCUGAACCCAAGUUUUACCAUAAUGCACUUUUUAGGAACUAGCAAGAGUCAUCAACUACGAGGCAUUCGAGGUUUCUUCCACCGUUCCUCCAAGUCCUCGGUGGACACAAACACCUCUGGUCUUCGGAAGCGCUCAAUUAGUGAUCACCUCCUGCGACGAACAGCUAGCGCCCCGGCAAAGGGACGGAAAAAGACAAAGAUGGCUCUAUCGGAGUCAGUUGCUUCAAUAUCUGAUCAUAGGAAUGGUGCUGAUGCAGGAGCAUCAGGAGGAGAAGGGCUCUCAGUGAGGGCAGAAGGAGCUGAAAAGCCACUUCAGCCUCGAGUCCCACUUAUCCAUAGACCCAUUUCCAUGCCAUUAGAUCGGCUCCUGCAAGGGCAGCUGUCAAUCUGCUCCCCAGACAAGGAGCAGCAUGAUAUUGGUGCAGACACUAUCAUCGGAACUUCCCGAUUCAACAGGUCCAGGUCUUCCUCUGUGGAUGUUUUCAUUAAACCAUCUUUUUCUGUUAAUUCGAAGAUCUCUAUCCCUUCAAAGACGAACAGAAAGAAAGAGUAUGAUCGACCAGAAGACAGUUCCUAUCUGGUAAUUGGUGGUGGAGGAAUAGGAAAGGAAGAAGUAUAUGUCAAUUACCAAUCAGAACUAAGCAAAUCAAAUAAUGUCCCCAAAGAAACAGAGAAAACUUCCACUAUGUAUCUUUCAGCAAAAAGCCAGACAACAUCAGGUCAACCAGAAACAUCAUCCAAUAGUACAACAUUCACAGUUGCACCUUCAGUCUCUUCAUCCUCAUCCUUGUCCUCAGCCCCUUCAUCUUUGACUGCUGUUUCUGGAGCAAACUAUGUUCUAAAAAGUCCCUGCACCUUACAUGAUAGCACUAUGUCCAGACUCAUUGAUGCCGUAUCGUUAGGCAAUGAACAAGACACUUUUUGCUCUGUUUCUGCUCUGAUUGAUCAGUUUGAAAUGACGGCUGACCAAAAAAGUCUAACUGAAUCAUCUCAUAACAUCACUCCAUCCCAGACUUUAACCUUUAGGCCUACCUCACCUAAAUCCCAAGAAGAUCUAAAGUUUUCUUUUAUUGCUAAGACAUCUCCUGAAAAGAAACUCUUGAUAAAUCCCCAAAAGACAAAUCAUGUAGGUAGUAAAAUUUGUUCACCCAACAAGACUUCCCAAGCAGAUAAACUUGCUUCAGUUCUCAUCUCGAGCCCAGAAAUUGCUGAGCUUGAAGAGGUCUACACUAUUCUGGAUGAGGAAAUUUUGACACCUGUGUCUGUGUACAACCUGAGGAAGCAGACAGUUUAUGUUCAGGCAGAUACUACAGGGAGCACACCUUCAAGCAGUCUAGCAUCGUCACCGGUAAAAACGAUUCACAACUUAGGGAAAGGAAGCAGUGUGGGCUGGAAUGGGGUAGAAAGAAUGUGGGGUGAGAAUAAAGACGUUGUAGAGCCAGAGGAGAGGGUGUAUGAGGAGAUGGAAGAUGCUCCUGCUCCUGCUAAAAAAGAGCAGGGUACUUCUAAAAGGUACACAAGCCCUACCUCCAGUGACUGUGUUCAGAUUCUCCACCAUUCAACUGGAGAGUCAUUUACAGAAGUGGAGUUGAAUGUUGAUGAAGAUCUCUUACAAAUUAUGCCAAACCACAGCAAACAGUGGGGUAGACUUGCAAGUCCGGUUAAACACCAAGCUAUUUACCAAAAUGAUGACUUCUCUCCUAGCUACUCAAAACCCAAACACGAUUCUUCAUAUCCUCAACCACAGUACCUAACACAAUCAUCUCAUGCAGAACUUUCACAGUUUUUGAUCCGAAUGAGUACCCAAUCCCAUCAAAUGACCAAUCACCAUCAACAAAACAACUCACAAGUUCCACUUUGCCAGAGAUAUGUCAACUCUGGACCCUCAAACCCAAGUCCUCUAUGUCAGAAUAGCUACCCCAUACCUCAGAACAACUUUGAGGUACUUAACAACAGACAAGCUUCUGACUUAAGGAGCUGUAGUUCGACCCUGAUCUUCAACAGGUAUCAUCAACACAGACCAGAAAACAAUCCAAUUAAAACAGAGAGAGGGGGCUUCUACAAUGGUUUUUCCUCUGCUGAAAGUCUCCCACGUCAGUGUGCUGUAUCUCAGAGCAGGUCUGGACUCAGAAGUCUAAACUCUCCUUCUUUAGAAUGUGAAGCAUUGUACAGCGAACUGGACUAUGAUUGUAUCAUGCCCUCAUCAGAGUCAAUAACUUCUCAAAACAUCCAACUACAUAGCAACGGUCAAACACACUCUAUACAGACUGGGAAAUGUAAGACUAAUCCCAUUGAUAACAGACAAUAUCAACAGUCCAAAGUCAGAGAAUCAUUGCAAUCAAAUUUAAGGCCUUCAUCUGCAUAUCUCCAGUCUUCUAUUACAGAUUCCACUGCCCUUAAAACAUGCAAGUCUAAGUCUCUUGGAGACCUGACCUCUGAGGACAUUUCAUGCAACUUUCAAAGCAAAUACCACAUAAUAAGUCGAAGUUUCAUCACUCCUCACACAACAAGGCCAAAGCCUAUAGAUGCAAAAGGGAAACACUCUUUUCACAUAAAAUCUUCUGAUCCACUUACAGAACAGCUACGCAAACUGGUUAGCUUGGAGUUAGAUGAAGGUCCCAGAGAAAGACCCCAAUCCCUUCAGUUGCAACAAGAAGCAAAAAUCCAACAGGCACAACCCCAAGAAACAAGUAUAUCUCCAAUUGCUUCAAGAGAUGUAGAUGAUUCCCCUCCUCCAUUCCUUACCCGCCGCCUGUCUUCACGAAGCCAAAGCCGAGUGCGCCACAUCAACAGCCGUGCUCGCGAGAGACAACAAGAGGCCCUUAAAGCUCGGCCAGGUGUGGUGAUCAGUAGUGCUGACAGUAUUGGUGGAGUGGUAAGGAGGAAUAAACCAUCUCUUCAGAAUCAAUCCUCUAACAGACACUCCACUGGCUCCUACAUAGCUGGCUACCUUGAUGACCUGGAGGACAGAGGACUCCCCGAAGGAGCCUGCUCGUCAGCACGUUACGGCAAUGUGGACCAUUUUAAAGAUCAGUGUUAUACAGAUGACUCUCUCCCACUUGGAAACAAUUGUCAUUCAGAAUCUGAACCUGAAGUAUACUUUCUGCUUAGGUUGUAGCUUUGACUGUGCAAUGACAUGGAAUAAGGACAGAGUGCUUAACUUUCUUUAGAUUCAAUUUUACCAAAAGCCAGAUGACCAUUAAGAUGAAAUAUUGCACUUGUUUUAUUGACAUGUCUGGGCUGUUAAUAGUCUGCAAUAUGAGCAAAACAUUACAUAUAAUCCAUGGUUGGACCUGAAAGCAUGAAAUGUCCACUUUCCUGUCAAGAAUGGUGUUGUUGACUGUGUAUUGUCUGUAUUCUCCCUAAUGUGUAAAUGUACUUGGGGACUUUGACUUCAAAUGGCUUCCUGGACACAUUGUACAGUUUCUUGUUAUCUUUGUCCUUGUGUUGUACUGUCCAAUGUAUGUACAAUUACAAUGAAGCAAAAAAAAGAAAAAAAGCAGAUAAAUAAUGUCUUUCUUUGCAUAAUUUGAAUGUGUAGAAUAAUGAAAAGGCUACUUUUAAUAGAUGGGAUUUAUGUUUUCAUUGAUCAAAUGUAAGUCUUCCUCCUCUUUUUAGUGGUAUUUCUUUAUGUGUGUUGUUUGAAAAUACCCCUAAUAUGAUUUUUCAUUUGAUCUCAGUUUUAGCAGAGAAUUACCUUCCAUCUAUGUUUGUGCAUGUUACAUGUGAACAUGUCAAGCAUGACUAUGCACUAGUUUAUACAAUAGAUGUUGGUUUACCCAAACACAUUUGCACAGAGCAAACAGAGGUUAUAUGCAUGUUUGUAUUGGGUGCAAUACAGUACAUUAACUUCUGUGCUUGGACUUAUUACUCUCGAUAACCUGUAGAAUUUGAUGGCAAAAAAUUUAAAGAAUUGGAAUUUAAAGGUUUUUAUUUUUAUAAUUGCUUUGAUACAGACAGUGGAAAUACGCUUGUUCUUUCUGGUUAUUUUGUUUUGUAUAACUUAAUGGCCUGAGCAAAUAAAGAGAUAAAUACACAGGGUCAACCAAGGAAGAGAAGACAGCAAUGCUGCUGGUUUGUUUUCUUUUGAAAAAUUGUUUCAGUAUUACUCCACGCUUUGUUUUGUAUUGUUGCUCACUGCAGAACUGUGAGGAUUUUUCCUAUCAAUGCAAUAAAAUAUAGAAAUAAUUGGUUUGAACAAA